Messenger RNA from Marchantia polymorpha subsp. ruderalis, 5149 nucleotides. The record is from the annotation of a GenBank genome assembly. Lineage: Eukaryota; Viridiplantae; Streptophyta; Marchantiopsida; Marchantiales; Marchantiaceae.
AAGCGAAUCCCGAAGCAUACUGCAGGUAAUAUAUUGCGUGAGUUAGACGGCGAGCGGCCUGAAUACACGGGCCCGGAUGUAUGCCUGGCCCUGCUGAUGCUCUGCUGAUGGCAUGGCAACAUGCUGCUGCUGCUGCGCGACUGCCUUCGGGCCAGCCAGUCAGCCAGCGCACCCCAUACCCUCGCCAGCCACAGCCACUCGCCAUCGCGCGCAUGUGGCACUCACGUGCAAUACGUCCAGGGCCUCCAGCCUGCGCCAACCUUCCGGGAGCCCCUCGGUUCGAGCGACCUACCGCUCGCUACUGGAACCCUCACGAGAACAUUCCGCCUCGUCUCGGCGGUUCCCCGAUAGAAGGACAUUCCUCCCUUGUAACGAAGACGCUCACUGAUCGCUUCAGAGCUGCGAGCGGCCUUACCACGGUUGGUUGGGACCAACUCCGGGUGAUCGCUAACAUGUGGUUAGCUAAACCGGGAAUGUUCAGGCCUCCGAAGUCCACCCGAGGGUUGACAACGCCAGUCCAGCUAACCUCAAGGCGUGCUCAGCGGGGACAGAUCAGAGCUCGGGUUCAAAGGCGAGGAAGGAAGGCCCGGUCAGCCGAGGAAUGUCGAACAGACCUCAACUAAUCCCACAUCGGGACUCAGAGUCCUGCCGACCCUGACCCUGACCCUGAUCCUGACCUGACCUGACCGGAUUCUGUUGUGCUGUAGCAGCUGUGGGGUUUGAGGCACCAAACGGAGAUGGCGACUGUAGACCCGACCCCCGGCCUGACCCGACCCGACUCGACCGGACCCGACCGGACCCGCGUGGGAACCGAGCGGUUAGAGUUCGUUGGAACCGAGUGGGUCUUGACAACGAAAAGCGUGCGGAGUGCUGAACUGCGCGUGGGCGCGCAGCGCACAAUGCGCGCACGGCUUCACGUUUCAACCAAUUCCUCGAGCUGGUCUCGUCGUCGACGAAUUCGGGCAAAUAAGAUCUUGGAUCCGGUGGAGCGUGGUUUUCCCAUUGCCCUUCAUUUAUCAUGAAUUCUAUUCGAUGCUGUUAGUGGCUCUGUGCCCUCCUGCCUGCCUCGUACUAUGCGGGUACAGCCAAUGCAUGCGUCUAACACACUCUUUGAUGAAGAAGAAGAAGCAGCAGCAGGAGGAGCGACAACGGACGACGACGGGGUUAUUGUCUCAAGUACAAAUGGAGCCAAUAAUACAAACCUUCCAUCAAACGCUUUGGGUCAAUAAUUUGAUGAUGUUGCAUUAUUCGCAGGUUUAUAAUGGCCGGACUGAUUUGUAGCGGUAUGGGUGAUGAGCUAAGCGAGCAGCUACUGUGUAGCGGCACCAUCAAGCCGAGAGGAGGGGGAGACAUGUGCCGAGGGCACUGUUCGACCUUUCUUGUUAGAGAUUGUCUUAAAGGGAAGUACCAGCAAAAGGCUUUUCCUCUUCCCAACAAAAUGUUGUGUUGCCCCCCGCCCCCUGCCUCCCGGCCGGCAAGUGGUUCCAUUCAUCUCGCACCUCGUCUCCCACUGUUGUACCGCCACCACUCUGCGAGAGUUUUGAAUGCUCGAACCUCGUUGAAUAGCCUCCCUUUUUGCACGCAGUUUGCGACCCUAGCCUCACGCUGCGUGUCUGUGGCAAGUUACCGAACAAGGUCAAAGGUUUGAUUCGGUACAAGACAGCGCUGCAAAGUGUUGUUUCACAGAGUGCAUUUUCUCCUGACAGUAUUUGAAAAUCAAAUCCACGGAAAGCCAUGUGCAUGAACAAAGCACACACGAGGUACGUAUCCCACUCUCAUAAAUAGCUGUAUUUCUUAAGUCCACUCAAAGGAAUCGUCGACUUCCAUUGGCAGACGUUUUUCUAGGCAAGAUAUUAAUUUCCUACUAGUGCCAUAAAAGGGUUUUGGUCAAACGAGGCUUCGAACGAAGCUCGUACCGUUACCUUCUCGAUCAAAACUUGUCGCUGAAUGUUGACAUCUAAAUUAUUUCUUUCCUGGGUCACCAUACUUAUCCUGAAUUCGAAAGAAUUCGAGUAUCUCUACGUGCUGUAGUUGACACUCAACGCUUCAUUAUGAGAGAUCAGCACACAUUGGGAUCCGAUAAAAUAGGAUACGGUUUAAUCUAACGUAUGGCCUUGAUGAUUCUCAAGUGUAUUAUCAUGUGUUACACGUAUUGACGGGCAAUCGUGAACCUUGAGUCGGGUCAGACGAAAAUACCGCUUUAUAUUGCAAUCUAUGGGCUGCUAGUUGCGUCUGCAUUUACUCGCGUACAAGGACAGAAGCCUCAGCUCUCAUUAUUUCGACCAAAAGGAAGUUGCAAGACUGGAAAAAUAUCCAUACCCUUGACAGAAGAAGAAGAAGAGAAGGCUCGUUUUCAUGUCUCUGCGUAUUCAUGGAGAUCUCGAGAAUAAUAACCUUUCCGAGGCACGGAGGACCAAGAUUUGAUGGAAGGUCGAAGAUGUCUGAAGCGUAUUGAGUGCACCAUGGGACGGAAGAAUUGUUUCAGCUUUUGUCCAAAAAAAGUGCCAAAAGACAGACGAAAUUCCUGCGUCUACUGAAAGGAAGACAGACUAAGCAAAAGGGUUACGAGGAAAAGCUUGUCCCCAGAAUUAGUCAAUGAACGCUGCGUAUUCCCAGAAAUUCAGGUCAGUGGAAAUGUAAGGAGCGAGCUUACUUUACAGGACAGCUAACCUACUUUACCUGACUUCAAAUCUUGCGUUAAAUCUUUGUAGCUUAACUAGUCUAUCUAAGCUUGCAAAGACAUGCAACUCCGUAGAGCGAAGAGGGCCGAUUCAAUAAGAGCUCAAUCAUAAGCAGUAAUCAUCAUGCUUGCUUUCCGAAAUGUGUGAUCCAAACGUAACUAACGUAGCCAAAUCGGAGGAAAUCAGACACACUGUUGUUCUGUUGCCUAGUCUCGGUUGCCUGAUGAGAUGAGAUUAGAGCAGAGCAGAGCCGAUCAACUACCUCGCAGAGGGAGAGCAGGCCAAAAGCUUCCUUGUCUUGCUACAACUUCCAAGCGCGCUCCUAAGAUCCUACCGCUUCGUCCAUGUUCAGCGGAUGAAGAGAAAAGUGGAAUCGUGGAAAACGUCGACCGUGGAUGGACAUGACAUGACAGCACUGAUCGAGCAGAAGGGAGCUCAUGAUAUUGUCUUGAAAUCUGUCGUGCUUACCGGUUCUACCUCGUAGGCUCAGAGCGUUGGUUUGUCACAUUUUGCACACACGUUUAGAGCCGAGCCGAUACAGGUGUAAAGAAUGUUCUCGAUCAACUGCCAAUCGUCUGGGCUGGACCAGGAGCAGGUUCUCGCUUCGAAAGAACGCCCCCGACCAAGGUGGUGCAAAGCUGCGUACGCUGUUCCAUAUCUCGUUGCAUGGGCCUCAAGCACAAGAAAAAUACUGCUCAAGAGCACCGUACGACGCGAUUUCGAGCCACGAGGGUAAGGUUGAGGGUGAGGUGUUUGGGAGGGUCGGUCUAUCUAUCGUAUUCGGUUCGCUAGCAUUUCGGUUCCAGCGCUUGUCGCACGACAUGCAACUUUGGUGUCUCCAAAGCCCGUGGCUGCUGCUGCUAGCGACGUCGAAAGAGGAAAAAAAAAAUGGUUAUCGAGCAUGAAAGAUCCCGGCAUCGCCACAAAAAGUACCCUUCUCGUCCUCGGCCUUUACAAAAUUGAUCGACGAGGCUUCACAGGUCUCCCCGCCACCCUCACCGACAUGACACGACACGACAUAGCCUGACCUGACCCUGACCUGGGCCUCGACCGCAGACCUAACCGGGCUCGCUCGCCCUCGACCUUUAUUGAAUAUAUACAAAAGCUUCUUGCGUAACGGUCCGCUCGUGACAAACGGUAGAGAGAGAGGGAGGGAGAGGGAGAGGGACGUCGAGAUAUUCGACUUCUUGGUCGCGGGUACAAUUCUUGCUCGCCAAGUUUCCUCGAUCGUAUUUCGAUGUCGAAGGACCGGCCGAUGCUGAGGCUGAGGCUGAGGCGGGCAUUACAUGUCGACCUCGCUCGCUGCGAGAGCUGCGAGAGCUGCGAGUUGCGAGAUGCGACGCUAAGACGAUGGCCUAACUUCGUUAAGGCUGUCGGACGGAAGCGAGCCUCGUACUGACUGUGUAGAUUAGCCGGUUACAGUUUCGUCUUACACGUACCGUCGACACAGCUGUUGGCGAGCCCAUAAUCUCUAGAAAUCUGACAGUUCAGAAUCUAGUGUGCAAUCCAUUCCCUUUCAAGUGACAACUUUCUGGCAUAUAAUACUCGCGAGUGGUACAAGUUUCUUUGUUUUCAUUCAUGAUCAGUGUCAUACGAGCAAAUGAUGUAAGGCCCUUCUUUCUCUCUCUCUCUCCCUCUCUCUCUAUUCAGAGAUCCUCAGAAAGAUUAUAUUUUCGAGGCAUAAUAUCUUGUACUUGAUUUAUGACAUCAAAUAUCCACUUUUACCAGACUUGGAAAGCUGAGACGUGAAGACGCUCUUCAUGGCUUGCUAUCAAUAGCUAAAUCUACGUAUUAAUCCUGUCGACAUAAAUCAGAAAAAAGAAGAUCCCCUCUGUGAUACAUUUUACGCCUUGACCAGACCAGACCAUGAAUCUGUACGUCCCUUCCGUAAUCCUCAAGACGAGAAGGCCACACUCCAUUCAUGCACUUACUGCACAUUAGGAAAUUUGUGAUUCGAAUGAGGAAAAACUGAGCCGUGAGUUGCGAGUCAUCAGAUCAAAUGUUUCCAAGGUCGAAUUUUUUAUAUUUUUCUAUUCUAUAGAUUCUCAAUAGAAGAUUCUUCUCAUUAUACUGCAACCACGAUUGAAGAUGCUCUGCGGUACAAAUGAAUGAACUGAUAAGAUCGUCCCCGGGCCGACGACAGUGUUGUUGAUGGCCCUGCGGUGUAGUCUGGAGAAUCAGGCCUUCUUAUCAUUUGACUGUUGUUGUGAAGAGACAUUCAGGAGAAUCUUGUUGACCCUUUUCGAAGAUUAGCAGCUUAUGAGGUCUCGACAAAAUCUGGUAAAGCCUUGCUCAAACCCGUCGAGGUCGUUCUUGAUUUAUUAAAUAAUUUGAAGUGGGAAAUAUCUCCAUUUAUGGUAGAAGGUGUUAUCAUGACCUAAAUUAGAGUUUUCAUGGCUAGAUAAUGCUGACACAAGAAAAGGCGUGUGUACUUAUUUUUACUUUACCUGGAUUCCACGAUUUGCGUG